GGGGCGCACUUGCUGUGAUGACCACUGGGGGUUGUAUGGAAGUGUUGAAUCACUACAGUGUACGCCUGAAACUAAUAUUACACUGUAUGCUAACUGGAAUUUAAAUAAAAUAUUAAAAAAAACCCAUGAAUCAAUUUAGAGCUCAAUGGUCUCCUCAGCACUAGAAGAACUGGACGCUACCAAUUAGUAACGAGCAAGCUUGGGGGUCUUGUAAAACUAUUUGGUAGGUCUUAUUUUAAGAAGAUGACUGAAAUCAGGAGUUUGUCAAACUUUAAAAAAUCAUGGGUCAUUUAUAUAAAGAAUCAUUUUUGGCAUCUGUUAUAAAGACAUAGGUUUUAAGUGGCAAAUAGGGAAGAUAUAAUUUACACAGCGUGAAAAUUCUCAUUAAGGUGACAACAAUAAGAAGAAAAUAGCUAUUAGGGUCAAAAGGAUAGGAAUUUCAGGCAUUUUUUGGGAAUAUAAUAACAUUUAUUGCUGCUCUUUUUUAAGGUUAAAGAAAACCAAAAUAUUUCCCACUUAUUAAAUAACAGCAUCUUAUUUUACCAUUAUAGAUGGACUAUGAUUCUGGGCCAGAUGAAGAAAAGGGAAACUGUGUAUCCUCAUACAAACUUAAAAUAUAAAAACAACAACAACAACUUAGAUAACCCCCUAAAAACCCUGUAAAACCUUUCAACUCCAGCUUUAGAACACCUGCUGAAUUCAAACCAACAUUUUCUGUGAAACCAUUUUUAAAGUCCUGCUUUAAAACGUGACUGAUACACGUCCAGAGCUUAUCAAGACAUCUUGGCCAGAGUUCACAGGUUUACUGCCAGCAGCCAGUUCUCUCUGUUCUGGGGUGAGGAUGGCUAGCUAGUGCUGUCACCGCCAUGCAAUGACACAUCCGUUAACUGGCCAAAGGCGCGAGGCUCUGCAAAGGAGGGCACACCAACCACACGCAAAGGACAGAAAACCCUAAGCCUGCUCAUUUUGAUUUGAAAGGACAAACCGCUUAUCACUCAAGUGAAGAUUAGAUGUGACAGUGUUGCUGGCUCCGUCCCUCCCGUGGAGCGUAAAUAUUCAUUUCUCUAGCUGGCCUAUUGGAACACAUAGCUCAGGGAGCCAACACUUACUUUGCCCUGCCACCUGCAAAAACACCAGUGACUUAAUGUCCUUGGCACCUUGGACAUUAGCAUCAGCUCUCGGUCUCUGAAGAAAUGUUUGUGUUUGUGAGUUAUGCAUUUUAUGGGGCAGAAUGCCCUCGCUGAAUCUCUUCCUGCUUUUGUCUCAUCUGGUCCUCUGCCCUGUUAUAAAAGCUGACGGUGCCUUCUCCGUCUCUAGCUCCUGCAGAGGUAUAUUGAUUGAAUUUUUAAGAUGAUGUAUAAUUGCCCUUUAUCCAGAUAGUGAACGGUAAAUGUGGGUAACACUCUAAAAACCUGAUCCCCCUCUUGCCAGUUAAGCUAUGGGUUUGUGACCUCUGAAUGUUCUCAGCAAUGUUCACAAGACCGGCUUACCGUGAGUUUCCUGGAUGAAAGGGCACUUAUUGGGGUGCAUUGGGGCGGUGGUUCAUUCAUAUAGUUUAGAGUUAUUAUAAUAUUAUGAACUUGCUGGAUAUUUUGGUGCUCUCAUUUUGGUUUCUCUACGGUGCUUAGAUUUCUUUAAUGGAAUAGAACUUUUUAAUGUUGCUGCGAUGCUUGUGGUUUCCUAGGGUUGCCACUGAGCUUUACCACAUUUCACCCUGCUUGGAGUACAUCCCCUCAGGCUUUUGUGUAAUCAGAAUUUGACUUGGGCAAGAUAUCACAGAGAACAUCCAAGUGUUUAACUGUUUAAAAUAGUGAUAAUACAAGAAACGAGAUUCCCCAGUCUCUGAAGCCAACAGCGUCUUCCCUGCUCUCACGUUAAAAAAUGGCAUGGCCUUGAGAUGAGGCCCAUAUUGGCCGUGGUGCUGAGAAUCAGUUCCAUUAGCAGCAGGGGCAAGGAACACAAUGUCAUGUUGAUAGUAAUAUACUAUACUGCUGAUUUCAAAGUCACGGGAGAGUAUAUUGCUGUCUCCAGAAAUAUUUUAUCCUGUGCUACAGGCAAUUAUGUUCAUCACCAGUAACUUUGGGCUGCUAGCACGUUAUCUCAAUUGAUGGUGAGAAUAAAUUAGAUGGUAUCAUUUUUGUUUGAUGUAUCUGAAUUUUUAUUGUUCUUGUUUUGAGAAAUUGAAACCAAAUUAUUUGCUAAAUAUGUCUUAUGUUUAGGAGAGAAAAGUCUGUAGUGUUCUCAGAUUGGGUAAAUUAAUAUAGUGAUUACAUGUCAUUUAGGAUUUGGAUCCUUUUCUAAUAACAAUUCUGUGUCAAAUAGAUAUUAAAAUAUUCUGUAGUCAUUCUCUUUACCUUUAAGUAAAAUUACGUGGAAGAUAGAUGAUUGAUAGAUGCACAUAUACACAUACGUACAUAUAUAAGUACAUACAUAUGUAUGUAUGCGUAUAUUUAGCUAUUUUCAUUCUUUAAAAUUUCCAGAAAAUGAAAUUGUAAAACUACCUUUUCUAAUAUGAUGUCAUUGUUCAUAAUUCUAGUUGCCAGUUUUUAUAAAUGUUUAACUUCUGUUCACUUCAACUUAGUUUUAUUUUUUAUUUUCCCUCAAAGAAUGACUCAGAAAUACCCACAGAAUGUGCCAUCUGUUUUCUUGAAAAUCUUUAACAAGCAUGUAGUGAUCAAUCCCAAGCCCCAUGUGGGGCUAUGAAAAUAAAUAAAGCAUGGUCCCCUCCUUCAGGGAGUUAGAGCCAGUGUGAACACAUAAGUACAUAAGUACAAGUCAUGGGACCUGUGGUCGGGAGAGCAUGGCAUGAGGACGUGAGCUUAGGAGCUCUUCAGGCUUGAGUUACGGUCACAACUCUGCCACAUACUAACCGUGUGAAGGUGCACAGGUCAGUUACUUCUCUGUUUCCAUCUACAGUGGAAAUAAUAGCAGUGUCUUACCCCAGGGGGCUUCCAGAAGGAUUAAUGAAAUGAUUUAUUCCAAGUGGUUAGCCAGUGCUGGCGCCCGAUAUGUACUUUCAGGAGACUCAUGGGAGACACAUUCUGUGCAGUGCUUGGGGAGAGGGGGAGGGGUUCAGAGCAGGCUUCACAGAAGAAGAAAUGCCUGUGUCCACUCUUGGUGGAAAGUAGAUGUUACUCAGGUGGAAGGGAAAGAAUAUUCCAGGCCAAGAGCAUUGCAUAAAUAAAGGAACAGAGAUCCAGAAUUUUCUCUUUUGAGGCUAAUUUCAUCAGAUCUAAAAUAAAAACUUUCCGUUAUUUUCAACACUAUACUUUGUAGUAUCCCUUUCAAAGUCAUCAAGACCUGGUUUCCAAGCUCCAGGUAUUUCAGGGUCCCAAGCAAACACACUUUUAUCCCUAAAACUUGGUCUAUUUUAGAAGUGUGAAUGGGGAUUCACUUUGAACUUCCCCCUAGUUGUACUUCCCAAUAAAAAUGACAGAUCUAGAUUGCUAAUAUCUUUGGAACCUAUUGUUCACUCUAAUCUCCAACUCCUUUUCUUCUGUAAUUGCCCAGGCAGUGCUCCCUUAUUUCUGUGGUUCUCCUUUGUUUCUCCCCAAGCCCCCACCCCUGCCCUCCACACACCCUUUUGAAUGAAUCACUCUGCAGUGUUGCCUAUUGAAUUUUGUCCUUUAACUUUUUCAUUUGUCAAGGCCACUUUCAAUUUUAUUCCACUUCUCCUAAGGGCCAGCCACCCCCACCCAAUUGGGUAUCAUUGUCAAAUUUAGUAAGAAUGCUUUUGAGCAUUAAUAAGCAUGUUAAAUCCAGCAGCAUUCGGCAAAGGAUCUGAUCUUGUGGAAUUUAAUUUGUUUGUGCUAAUUUAUUUGCAUAUGUGAUAAAAUUAUCCCAUCCAGACAGGAAAAAACUACUUAGGAAAACAUACCACGGAAAUACUGGGUAAAACAAGUGCUAAGUCACUAAAUUCAUGUCUGUGAUGCUUUUCACUCACUUCUAACAUGAGGGAAAAGGAAGGUGAUAAUUUUCUAUCCCAGAAGACAUGAAUAUGACUGAAUUAAUACCUGUUCAUUGUUAUAGUCUGUGUCCCCAGAAAUGCAUCAGUUUCUGUCCUUGAUGCUUAACAGGGGCGACACCAAACAAGUAAGUUACUUACUUCCCUGAGCUACGGUUUUCUCAUCAACAAAAUGGCGAUCCCUUACCUAUCAGAGUAAAAGGAUUAUUGGGAGAUCAAAUAAGAUAAGGCAUGGGAAAAUUCCAAAACUCCAUACCGCUCAAAUUUAGAACUUAUUAAACCUCCCUGGUGCUUAAUUCUAAACAAGAUCACACCCCUGUCUGUAGCCUCAGCCCCAGGCCAUCUCUCCAACCGGGAUAGGGGAUCACUGAGGUUGGCCAGUGGGUUCGAUUUAAGUGGAGAUUGGUUCUGGGGAAGCCAUAUAGAGGUUCUCUUGAAUCCUGUUAGGACUUGGUCCAGUUCUCUGUUCUAGGAAGACUGCAGGAUGCCAAAUGGAAAGUCGUUCAUCUUAAUGUCCAUGUAAUUUGGCUCAGCCAGGAGAAUGAAAAAUUCCCAUGUCAUACCAAGUGCUCACUCAGUGCUGUAAUUUGAUAGCCCAGUUCCAAACAAAGUGAGGAAACCACACCCAGAGUUGACUACAAAGAUGGACCAGGAUAGAAUAAGAACAGGAACAUGAAGAUAAGCUGGAGAAGGGGCCUGGCUUGUUUGGGGGCACAGCAGAACAUUAUGGAUGUUUUCACGGCAGUCUACCCUGGACCUUCUAGUUUUAGGACACCUCUCAUUGAACCUCACGUUCCUCUUCGUCCUGCUAACACCAUUACCAAGGUUCCUUCAGAGAAGAUCCUCAGGGCUGGAAAAAUUUUACGAAAUGCCAUUCUCUCUCGAGCACCUCACAUGAUACGAGAUAGAAAAUACCACCUAAAGACAUACAGGCAAUGCUGUGUGGGAACCGAGCUGGUGGACUGGAUGCUGCAGCAGACUCCCUGUGUCCACUCCCGAACUCAGGCUGUUGGCAUGUGGCAAGUGCUGGUAGAAGACGGCGUUCUCAACCACGUGGACCAGGAACACCAUUUCCAAGACAAAUAUUUAUUUUAUCGAUUUCUGGAUGAUGAGCACGAGGAUGCCCCUUUGCCUACUGAGGAGGAGAAGAAGGAGUGUGAUGAGGAGCUGCAGGACACCAUGCUGCUGCUGUCGCAGAUGGGCCCGGACGCCCACAUGAGGAUGACCCUCCGCAAACCACCUGGCCAGAGGACCGUGGAUGACCUAGAGAUUAUCUAUGAAGAGCUCAUUCACAUUAAGGCCUUAUCCCAUCUUUCUACAACAGUGAAACGAGAGUUAGCAGGUGUUCUCAUUUUUGAGUCUCAUGCCAAAGGAGGAACCGUGUUGUUUAACCAGGGGGAAGAAGGCACCUCCUGGUACAUUAUUCUAAAAGGAUCAGUGAAUGUAGUCAUUUAUGGCAAGGGUGUGGUCUGUACCCUGCAUGAGGGGGAUGACUUUGGCAAGUUAGCACUAGUGAACGAUGCCCCAAGAGCUGCUUCUAUCGUCUUGCGAGAAGAUAAUUGCCAUUUCUUAAGAGUGGACAAGGAGGAUUUCAACCGGAUCCUGAGGGACGUUGAGGCGAAUACAGUCAGACUUAAAGAACAUGACCAAGAUGUCUUGGUGCUGGAGAAGGUCCCAGCAGGGAACAGGGCUUCUAAUCAAGGAAACUCACAGCCUCAGCAAAAGUAUACUGUGAUGUCAGGAACACCUGAAAAAAUUUUAGAGCAUUUUCUAGAAACAAUACGCCUUGAGCCAGCUUUAAAUGAAGCAACAGAUUCCAUUUUAAAUGACUUUGUUAUGAUGCACUGUGUUUUCAUGCCAAAUACCCAGCUUUGCCCAGCCCUGGUGGCCCAUUACCACGCACAGCCUUCACAAGGCACGGAGCAGGAGAAAACAGACUACACCCUCAACAAUAAGAGGCGAGUCAUCCGCCUGGUGCUGCAGUGGGCCGCCGUGCAUGGGGACGUGCUACAAGAGGAUGAUGUGGCCGUGGCUUUCCUCGAGGAGUUUUAUGUGUCUGUAUCAGAUGAUGCCCGGAUGAUUGCUGCCCUCAAGGAGCAACUGCCUGAGUUAGAGAAGAUUGUCAAACAAAUUUCAGAAGAUGCAAAGGCUCCACAAAAGAAGCACAAAGUUCUUUUGCAACAGUUCAACACAGGCGAUGAGAGAGCCCAGAAGCGCCAGCCUGUCCGCGGCUCUGAUGAAGUUCUGUUUAAAGUCUAUUGCAUGGACCACACCUACACAACCAUUCGGGUGCCGGUGGCCGCCUCGGUGAAGGAAGUCAUCAGCGCAGUUGCUGACAAACUAGGCUCUGGGGAAGGCCUGAUCAUCGUCAAGAUGAGCUCUGGAGGAGAAAAGGUGGUGCUCAAACCUAAUGAUGUUUCAGUAUUUACGACGCUCACCAUUAAUGGACGCCUAUUUGCUUGCCCGCGAGAGCAAUUCGAUUCACUGACUCCCUUGCCAGAGCAGGAAGGCCCAACUGUUGGAACAAUGGGAACUUUUGAACUGAUGAGCUCCAAAGAUUUAGCAUACCAGAUGACAAUUUAUGAUUGGGAACUCUUCAACUGUGUGCAUGAGCUGGAGCUAAUCUAUCACACAUUUGGAAGGCAUAAUUUUAAAAAGACCACAGCAAACUUGGAUUUGUUCCUGAGGAGAUUUAAUGAAAUUCAGUUUUGGGUUGUCACUGAGAUUUGCCUUUGUUCUCAGCCCAGCAAGCGUGUUCAGCUCUUAAAAAAAUUUAUUAAGAUAGCAGCCCACUGUAAGGAGUACAAAAAUCUGAAUUCCUUUUUUGCCAUCGUCAUGGGGCUAAGUAAUGUUGCUGUAAGCCGCUUGGCACUCACGUGGGAGAAACUGCCAAGCAAGUUCAAGAAGUUCUAUGCAGAGUUUGAAAGUUUAAUGGAUCCUUCUAGAAACCACAGGGCCUACAGGCUGACAGUAGCUAAGCUGGAGCCUCCUCUCAUCCCCUUCAUGCCUUUGCUCAUUAAAGAUAUGACAUUUACUCAUGAGGGGAACAAGACGUUCAUUGACAAUCUAGUAAACUUUGAAAAAAUGCGCAUGAUUGCGAAUACUGCCAGAACAGUGAGAUACUGCAGGAGCCAGCCCUUCAAUCCUGAUGCAGCUCAAGCUAAUAAGAACCAUCAGGAUGUCCGGAGUUAUGUCCGGCAAUUAAAUGUGAUUGACAACCAGAGAACUUUAUCACAGAUGUCACACAGAUUAGAGCCUCGUCGACCGUAGACAUUUAAAGUGCCCAGAGCAAUGGUUUGCCUCCAGUCCACAGUCUUUCAAAAAUGCCAUUUAUGCUACUACUGACUGUAUUGUCACUAGAAAAUUCUACAAAACAAGCAGAAACGCACCCUGAGACAUGUCAGGGCUGCAGUGUACCAGCGUCAUAGUAAGAGAAGAAAUUCUUUGACUUGCAUAAAGCUUUCACACUCUAGCAUAGGAAUCUCCAAUUUGUAGUCACACUAUUUUAUUUCCAAUUGUGCCAUCCUCUUUGCUGAAACAUAAAUUAAGUCCCGAUGAUAAUGGUAGAAACACCAUUGUCAAGAGACAUAUCAAGCCCCUGACAGUUUUUCUCAGAGAGUUGGCCGAGUGAGAUGUGCUACAAAUGCUGUGGUGGUAUAGUUUCACAAUUUUAUCUCAACCUUGAUUUUGGAGCAUGGGGGUCUUGGAAGGUGUUGAGGAAUCACAUAAAUCCAAACCAUAACUUGUAUUCUAGCAUCUUCAUAGUCUUACCUCUGAAGGAAUUGAACCCAACCACAUUACUAUAAAACAUUAUGGCUAUUGAUGUAAUUUAGGGAGGACUGGUCCAUAAUUUCUGGAUGAUAUAUAGAAUAAUAUUUAUGUUUACAAUGUAACUUUUUUAAACUCACAAAUCAGGAUUACAUACAUGAGAAUUCCACUAAGAAACUCCAAGGUUCUAAAAAUUGCCAGCGUUAAGAUAAGAAAAGAACAUUUCAAAAGAGCACAAUAUGCACAAAACAUUUUUCAAAAUUAAAAUAUUUUCCUGGGCAUUAAAAAUCUUUACUAUUGGCUAAUUAUUGUUACUGACUAAAAAAAACACAUAUUUUCUGGACUUAAAUGUUAUUACAGAUAUCUUAAUUUUCAGCAAUUGUUUUGCACUUUCAAAUAGAUUGUAAAUAGUUCAUUCAAUCGAUGGUAUAGAGUUAUUUAUUUGCUAUAUAAUAGAUAUUGUGCCAAAUGAUUACUUUUUAUUUAUUUUAUUUAGUAUGUAAUUUUGGAGUACAUUUUUUCCUCUUUUCACAAUUAGGCUACAUUUAAUGUGUAGGAAUUGUAUGUAUGUAUAUCUUCUGUAAAUAACAGUAUCUUCAUUAAAUAUAAUUGUUGACAAGAAAAGGUUGUGCUGU
Messenger RNA from Acinonyx jubatus (cheetah), 8367 nucleotides. It is a transcript of the gene RAPGEF4, whose product is annotated as Rap guanine nucleotide exchange factor 4. NCBI's taxonomy places the organism in Eukaryota, Metazoa, Chordata, Mammalia, Carnivora, Felidae. The record is from RefSeq and is a predicted model, not a curated record. Gene Ontology annotation, molecular function: cAMP binding; guanyl-nucleotide exchange factor activity. The transcript has 26 exons. Gene Ontology annotation, biological process: positive regulation of GTPase activity; spermatogenesis; Ras protein signal transduction. Gene Ontology annotation, cellular component: plasma membrane. Bases 4637 to 7234 code for a protein of 865 amino acids.